AUGAGCCAGCCCCGUCGCUCUAGCCUCGGUAUGCUUCUCAGACGCUCCAAGUCCGGCGACCUGGGGAAGGGCGGUAAGAAGGCCCAAGCCCUCAGGGAGCAGCAGGAACGCGACCUCGAACGUCAGCGGCAAGCCGCCAUCUCCAAAACCCCGCCUAAGCUGCCCGACUUCUACAAGCCCAAUGACCAGCUCUCCAACUCCAUUCCCGCCGACCUCCGCGCAGACGAAGCCUCCGUCAUGUCCGACCACACCAUCGGCACCGCCUAUUCCACCCGUCCCUCAAUGGACCCGGGCUUCACUGCUGGAGGCUACAUUCCUCCUGUCCCUCCCGUGCCUACCAGCAAUCCCGCCUACGAUCCUUACGCUCGCACCGAGAGCAUGACACACCGUGGUCGGUACAGCUACGCUAGCAGCGCCGUUAGCACCGUCAACAGCCCUAGAAGGGUUCGCAGAAGAAAGGAUCCCACUCCCUUCAACAUUCUUGUGAUUGGUACUCGUGGCGCAGGCAAAACAUCGUUCCUUGAAUUCCUCAAGACUGCUUUGGCCCUGCCGGCGAAGAAGCGGUCCCGAAAGACCGAGACAGAGGAAGACUCGACUCCUCGGGCCGCUGCUUCGGGCAACUACAUCCCUCACUACCUCGAGAGCGAGAUUGACGGCGAGCGAGUCGGCCUUACAAUUUGGGAUUCGGAAGGCCUGGAGAAGAAUGUUGUCGAUCUCCAGCUUAGGGAGAUGUCGGCCUUCUUGGAGAGCAAAUUCGAGGAGACUUUCACCGAGGAAAUGAAGGUGAUUCGAUCGCCCGGUGUACAGGAUACCCACAUUCACGCCGUCUUCAUGGUCCUUGACCCCGCUCGCCUGGAUCGCAACCUCGCGUCCAUUAAGGGAGUGUCAAACGGCCAGAAUGGCAAGUACGCACCUCCAACCCGUAUUUCCGGCGGCCUUGACGAGGACUUGGAUCUUCAAGUCCUUCGCACCCUCCAGGGCAAGACCACUGUUAUUCCGGUUAUUUCCAAGGCCGACACCAUCACAACGAAGCACAUGAAUGUUCUCAAGAAGACGGUUUGGGAUACCAUUAAGAAGGCUGGAAUGGACCCGCUUGAGCCCCUAGGCCUGGACGAAGAUGACAAUUCGACCAGAAUCGAUGAAGAGGAGGAAGGUGAAUCUGACUACGAGCACAGCGCUCACGGCGACGAGGAAUUGCCCAUUCAGGGUGGCGACGGCGCGCCGUCUUCUCCUUCAUCGAAACGCCUUUCGGCGGCCUCUAUCCGCCAGCACAAGGCGAAGCAGGAGACUAAGGAGGAUGAGAUUCCCUUCCUUCCUCUUUCCAUCAUCAGCCCCGACCUGUACGAGCCUGAAGUCAUGGGACGUCAGUUCCCCUGGGGUUUUGCCGACCCCUACAACGAGGAGCACUGCGACUUUACCAGGCUCAAGGACGCUGUCUUCAGCGAAUGGAGAGCUGAGCUCCGGGAAGCUAGCAGGGAGCAGUGGUACGAGGGCUGGCGUACAUCGCGACUCAAGAACAGCCCCAACGCUCGUCGGCGAUAG
Molecule: messenger RNA, 1542 nt
Organism: Colletotrichum karsti
Lineage: Eukaryota; Fungi; Ascomycota; Sordariomycetes; Glomerellales; Glomerellaceae
Product: septin
Exons: 2
Coding region: 1-1542 (513 amino acids)
Biological process (GO): cytoskeleton-dependent cytokinesis
Cellular component (GO): septin ring; microtubule cytoskeleton; cytosol
Molecular function (GO): GTPase activity; molecular adaptor activity; GTP binding
Source: RefSeq, a predicted model, not a curated record